Trichomycterus rosablanca is the source of this 1174-nucleotide messenger RNA. Its product is annotated as regulator of G-protein signaling 5. The transcript has 5 exons. Bases 517 to 1002 code for a protein of 161 amino acids. The record is from RefSeq and is a predicted model, not a curated record. Lineage: Eukaryota; Metazoa; Chordata; Actinopteri; Siluriformes; Trichomycteridae.
AAAAGUAUGUGGACGCCUGGACCUCUGUGUGAAAGGCGUGAGGUUACAGGCUGGUUAAGGCUAAGACAGAAUCAGCGCUCGGUGUUUGUUCGUGGUGGCGGUUACGGUAACGUGGUUUUGUAUAGGGGUGAAGGAAAGGGACACGGCGCACCACCUGCCCCCCUCCGUCCCCGUCCCCUGCACCACCUGCCCCCUCUGUCAUCCCUUCAAUUAGUUUACAGACCCAGGUGAGUGACCGCACACCACACGCCUGCGUCCUGUCACCGACACACACACACGACAUCAGCCGCUAUUGUCCCGGUGAAUCAGAACCCCGCGGGGACAAACAUCAAACGCGCCGGGGCCGCUAAUCAGAUCACGCGGGGGUCUGUUUGUCCAGGCCUCGGGGGUUCUGAUCGUACCGGAGAUAAACGGGGCUAUAAAAACCGGGACGGGUGCGAGAGGCGGGCAGAGACGCCGAGCAGGACACGCAGAGAGACUCAGAGAUACACCAAGAGGACGACCAAGAGGACACCCAUGUGUAAGGGGCUCUCAGCACUGCCAGCAUCAUGCCUGGAGAAGGCGAAGGAGAUGAAGGUGAAGUGGAGUCACCUGACAGAGAAACCACACAAACUCAGAGUCCCUGAAGAAAAAAGCCCUCUGGAUUUGGAGUCUCUGCUCAACAGCAAAACGGGUCUGGAGGAGUUCCGCUGGUUCCUGCGCUCCGAGUUCAGUGAGGAGAACCUGGCCUUCUGGCUCGACUGCGAGGAGUACAAGAGGACGCCCGAGACCAAACUCGCCACCAAGGCCCAGAGCAUCUACGCCCGGUUCGUCAACGCCGACGCCCCUCAGGAGGUGAACCUGGACGGCGAGACGCGCGAGGCGCUGACCGGAGGGAUGGACGCGCCGGCCGGCGACACCUUCGCCGAGGCUCAGCGCCGCAUCUUCACCCUGAUGGCCAAGGACUCGUUCCCUCGCUUCCUGCGCUCGCCCUUCUGCCAGAGCGGCGUCAGAGCGGCGUGAGAGAGAGGACGCCGCCCCGUUCCACACGCACGCUAGUUAGCAUUAGCGGUGUAGCAUGGUCCCGCUGCGAUAGCUUUAAUUAAACAUGAAGAAGCAGAACCGGUGACGAAUGAAGGUAGAAUUUUAUUUCGCUUGGACGUUUAGGCUGAAUGUUUUCGCUUCAAUAAAGAGA